GGCAGCAGGCCUCGGCUCGGGAGCGCCCCACUUUCCCCGGCUUCCACUCCUCCGUCGUCUCCGGCCGAGGGGCACCGCCGAGGCGCCCCCAUGGAGAAGCGGGGCAAGCGAGUGGACUGUCCGGCGUUGCCUCCCGGGUGGAAGAAGGAGGAGGUCAUCCGCAAAUCGGGGCUGAGCGCCGGGAAAAGCGAUGUCUAUUACUUCAGUCCAAGUGGGAAGAAGUUCCGAAGCAAACCCCAGUUGGCCAGGUACUUGGGGAACACCGUUGACCUCAGCAGUUUCGACUUCAGGACAGGGAAGAUGAUGCCAAGUAAAUUGCAGAAGAACAAACAGAAAUUACGGAAUGAUUCACUCAAUCAGAAUAAGGGUAAACCAGAUUUAAACACAACGUUGCCAAUCAGACAGACAGCUUCUAUUUUUAAACAGCCUGUUACCAAAGUUACAAACCAUCCUAACAACAAAGUGAAGUCUGACCCACAACGAGUGAUUGAACAGCCCAGACAGCUUUUCUGGGAGAAGAGGCUUCAAGGCUUAAGUGCGUCAGAUGUCAGUGAGCAAAUCAUUAAAUCCAUGGAGCUUCCUAAAGGCCUUCAAGGAGUGGGCCCCGGGAACAGUGACGACACCCUUUUGUCGGCGGUGGCCAGCGCAUUGCACACGAGUUCAGCGCCCAUCACAGGACAGCUCUCGGCCGCCGUGGAAAAAAACCCAGCGGUGUGGUUAAACACGUCGCAGCCUCUCUGCAAAGCCUUCAUUGUUACGGAUGAAGACAUUAGGAAGCAAGAGGAGCGCAAACAGGUACGAAAGAAACUGGAGGAGGCACUGAUGGCAGAUAUCUUGUCCCGGGCUGCGGAUGCACCAGAAGUAGAUGAGGUUGAAAUGGACAAUGGAGAAGAGGCAUAAGAAUUAAAUAAUCAGGUACUUAAAAAAAAAGAGAAAGAGACUCCCAGAUAAAAAUUUCUGGAAAUUGGAAGCGCUUUUAUGCUUUCCGUUGGUCUUUUGUGAUAGAAGAAAGAAGACCUCUGCACAUUUAUAUAGCUUUCUAAUAGCAUUAAAAACCAAUGCCCUUUUUCGGCUCUUAUAUAUUAUUAUUAUUGUUAUUUAUUAUCCUAUUUUUGAUGUACAUAUCUUGUUAAGAAAAGAAAGAAAAAAGGGGAAAAGAAAAGAAAGAAAAACCCUACUCUUUUUUGUGUCUUACGACUUCAAAAGUCUUUUUAUUUUUAUUUUAUCCGUUUGGUGACGUCAAAAAAUUCCUGAAGAUGGAAGCUGAGCUUUUGCGAUGCCAAGUUGGUGAUCUUGUAGCGACGGACUUUCAAGCACUAAAUAAUGAGAAUUCUUCUUCUUUUUAUGUGUGCGGGUUUUUUUUUUUUUUACAAGAAUAGAUCAGGAAAACAGAUUGAUUCCCAGUUAAAAAACUAAACCAA
Thamnophis elegans (Western terrestrial garter snake) is the source of this 1421-nucleotide messenger RNA. It is a transcript of the gene MBD2, whose product is annotated as methyl-CpG binding domain protein 2. NCBI's taxonomy places the organism in Eukaryota, Metazoa, Chordata, Lepidosauria, Squamata, Natricidae. Gene Ontology annotation, molecular function: DNA binding. The record is from RefSeq and is a predicted model, not a curated record.